AUGGCCACACGUUUUCGUGAGGCUUGGGUGCAAGGCCGAGCCCCGCGGCACGCGCCGGCUGGGAGCACGGACCGCAGGCGCCCGCCCGAGCGCCCCGUCACCCCGCAGGCCGGGCUGGAGCAGCGGCUGGCUAACGCCAAGAGGAAGGCGCUGCAGCUGGAGAAGCUGCUGCCCACGCAGGUCAUCAGCGAGGACCAGCGGGAGGUUCUGAGGCUGCUGUGCCGGGCCCACGAGCUAGAGCUGGAGAACACCGAGCUGCAGGCUGGCAAACUCCGCCGGAGGCACCUGCUCUGUCAGAAGGACUUCGUGAUCCAGCGUCACCACCAGCACUGGUGGCUCUGCGAGCAGCUCAUCCACGACCUGUGGCAGCUGAUUCAGGGGAUGUCUGGCCAUCUGUGUGCUUUCCCGGGUCCUGCAGAUGGCGGCAUCCCGGUGCCGAAGGCCCUGGACCGGGCUCGCUGA
Neomonachus schauinslandi (Hawaiian monk seal) is the source of this 462-nucleotide messenger RNA. RefSeq names its product kinesin-like protein KIF19. NCBI's taxonomy places the organism in Eukaryota, Metazoa, Chordata, Mammalia, Carnivora, Phocidae. The transcript has 3 exons. The coding region runs from base 1 to 462 and encodes 153 amino acids. The record is from RefSeq and is a predicted model, not a curated record.